AUGGUUGAAAAUAACGACAUUGAAUUGUCCGAAGCGGAAGCGGAACAAUACGACCGUCAAAUCCGCUUAUGGGGCUUGGAAUCUCAAAAAAGGUUACGUGCGUCGAAAGUUUUAAUUAUCGGGAUAGCGGGUCUUGGUGCUGAGAUAGCGAAGAAUGUUAUUCUAUCCGGUGUUAAAAGUGUAUGCUUAUUAGACAACGAGAAAUUGAAAGAAAUAGAUCUGUAUUCGCAGUUUUUAGCUCCACCUGACAAGAUCGGUGAGAAUAGGGCAGAAGCAUCGCUAACGAGAGCAAGGGCUUUGAACCCAAUGGUAGAGAUUACAUCGGAGACAAAGUCUGUUGAUGAUCUUCCAGACAGUUACUUUACGGAAUAUGAUAUCGUAUGCGCAACUGGCUUAAAGCAAGAACAACUCGAGCGUAUAAACAAUGCUUGCCGCGACAGCAACAAGAAAUUCUUGUGUGGUGAUGUGUGGGGCAUGUAUGGUUACAUGUUUGCUGACCUCGUUGACCAUGAGUACUCUGAAGAAAUUGUCCAACACAAAGCUGUAAAACGUAGUUCAGAUGAAACUGAGAAGAAUGCCCGGGAAACUGUCAGUAUUACUGUAAAACGGAGAGCAAUAUAUGUUCCUCUUCAAAACGCCUUGUCUGUUGACUGGAUGAAACCAGAAUAUCGUUCUAGACUUCGCAGAGGGGACCCAUCAUACUUUGUAAUGAAAAUUCUGCUGCGUUUUAAAGACGAGUAUAACAGGAACCCAGAUCCAGCUAAGAGGAAAGAGGAUACUAAGAUUCUGUUAUGCAUGAGAGAUGAGCUUGUUAAGGAACUGUCUCUUCCAGCUGGUUUUAUCGUGGAUGAACUACUUCUGGAUGUGUUUGGCACAGUAUCUGGAGCUGCUGCUGUCAUCGGGGGUGUGAUUGGACAAGAAGUAGUAAAGGCAGUGAGCCAGAGAGAACCUCCACACAACAACAUGUUUUUCUUCAACCCAGUGAAAUGUGUAGGUUUUGUUGAACUUUAUGGUCAGUGA
Molecule: messenger RNA, 1020 nt
Organism: Spodoptera exigua (beet armyworm)
Lineage: Eukaryota; Metazoa; Arthropoda; Insecta; Lepidoptera; Noctuidae
Source: the annotation of a GenBank genome assembly